AUGUUCUGGAGGUUUGGCGGCUACGCCAACAUCUCGACCAUCGACACCAUCCUCGACAAGCCCGACUUCACCCUCGAAGAGCUGCUUGAGGAGGCUGACCUGAUACAGGAGCUGAAGCAGCACAACUCCAAGCUCAUCGAGUUUCUGCGCGAGGACAAGGUGCUCGAGAAGCUCCUCGAGUAUACUGUUGCCCCAAAGCUCGAGGCCGUCGAAAGCGCUGAGGAGCCCGCCGAUGAUGACAUCAAGACAAAGGGCCGCUUGCUGCCCUUCUCCCGCCCUCGCGCAUCCUCGCGCGCCACCGAUCCCGGCGAAAAUGACGACGAGCUGGACAAGAAGCGCAACCGUUAUGCACAUCUGAUCCGCGACUUUUGGAACUUCCUCUCUCGGCCUGCGCCGCUGGACCCUCUGCAAGCCAGUUACUUUACCAAGGUCAACGAGUCGCUCUUUGAGAAGAAGACGGAAGAGAUGAUGGAACUGCUUUGGAGCUUGCCCAAUGUCAUUCCCGAUAUGCUGAGGCACGUUGAGUGUCCUAUGGUCAUGGACCUGCUGCUCAAAAUUAUUGCCCUUGAUCGCACAGAAGGUGGUCAAGGCGUUGUUGAGUGGCUGUAUUCCAAGGACAUUAUUCCAACACUCAUUUCUUUCCUCGGUCCUGAGCACAGUUGGGUUGUGCAGACCGCCGCAAGCGAUUUCAUCAAGGCCAUCAUCACCAUCUCUGCCAACGCCUCGCAGAACGAACAGCAGUGCAUCGGCCCCAACGAGCUCACACGUCAGCUCGUUUCAAAGCCCUGUGUCGAGCAACUGGUUGGUUACAUGCUUGGAGGAGGCAACCCUCUGACUGUUGGUGUCGGCAUCAUCAUUGAGGUGAUUCGGAAAAACAACUCCGACUACGAUCCGGACGUUGGAACAGAGGCCAACACCACGCCUUCCAGUCGCGACCCCAUUUACCUCGGUAAUUUGUUGAGGCUUUUUGCCCAGAAUGUGCCCAAGUUUAUGAACCUCAUCAUGAACGAGCCUUCAAAGAAGCAGGGUGUCGACUCGACUUUCAACGAGAAGCUCGAGCCUCUUGGAUUCGACAGGUUCAAGACUUGUGAGCUCAUGGCAGAGCUUUUGCACUGCAGUAACAUGGGCUUGCUCAACGAGAUUGGCUCGGAACAGUUGAUUGCAACUCGAGACUUUGAGCGUCAGCGCCUUCGAGCCGAGGGCAAGCUGACUCCCCGAGACGAUGACGGAUCUGCGGAUGACUUGACGAUGCGCAUCCCUCACCCGUCCCACCACGAAGAGGUCCGCCGCCUGGAAGUCACCAAUGCCGAUGAUGAUGGCUUUGAAGAGGUGGAGCCCACCAAUGAGCUAAACGAGGACACUUCCCACGAGUUUGUCAAGGCCGAGGAUGACAUUGCACCAGGCGCGAACGCAUCUUCAUCUUCCUUCCUCGAAAAGGACGAGGAGGAAUUUGUCGACGAGCCUCUCAGCUCUCCUCGACUAGCAGUGGCCACGGCGGGGCUGAACGAACAGCGCUUUGAAGUACCGGACCUCGUUGUUGCGCCGCUUUCACCCACAAAGGCAAAGUCUCCCGAGCUGGCGAAAACGGAAGUGGCGAACCCUCCUGCCGCCGAGAAUCAGAGCAAGGCUAUUGCAGGGGAACAAAAGCCUGAGACAGUUGCAACUGUUCUCUCUGGGCCUAUUGUAGUAGAGACAGCUGGCGCAGGCAACACAGUGGCUUCAGAACAAUCUGAGACUGACUCCUCGUCCCAAUCCGAAACCACAAAGCCUGGGUUGCAGCCAUCACCGCUGCCCAAAGACGAGGUGAAGAAGAGCGAACCAGUCACCAGUACUCCUCAAGAAGCCCCCGUCACUGUUGCUGAGUUGGUUCCUGAGGAAAUUGAAAAAUCUCGUGGCCUAUCCCCCCAUCCUGAAGAUACCCCGCCCCCUCUCUUCUCCGUUCCCCUUGCCCCUGAUUCCGGUGUCCAAGAGCCACCACAGUCAUUUACACCGCCCCCAGGCACUGAGCCAGCCCUUGCUGAAGCUGCAGCUAGCGAAAAGCCUGCAGAGACAGCAGCAGGCGAUGCCACCGAAGCUGUUGUGGGCGACUUUCUGAAAAUGCAGUUUGUUGAGUAUCGUGUUGUUCCGGCGAUAUUGUCAUUUUUCUUUGCGUAUCCUUGGAACAACUUCCUCCACAACGUCGUGUAUGAUAUUGUACAGCAAGUGUUCAACGGUCCGAUGGACCGUGGUUUCAACCCGACACUGGCCGUGUCUCUCUUUGAGGCUGCCGACAUCACCAGCGCCAUCAUCAAAGGCCAGCAAGCCAGCGACGAAUCUCAGGCCAGGACCAAGACACGCAUGGGAUACAUGGGACACCUCACGCUGAUUGCUGAGGAGGUUGUCAAGUUCACCGAACGCCACCCCCCGGAGCUUCUGUCAGAAAUGGUCCUCGACAAGGUUAUGAGCCAAGAUUGGAUCAAUUAUGUGGAAGGUGCUCUCGCGGAAACAAGAGAGCGAGACAAUGCAAUUCUGGGUGGCGUUCGGCCCGAGGUGGCCUUGGGACACCGAGCCAGCCUUGGUGCUAGUGGCUUGGGCGGCAUCGGCUUGUCAGGCCUUGCAAACACGGCCAGCGGAUCGAAUGCUUUGGCAGAGGCUGGCCUCAAUGGCGGCAUGGAGAUGAACGAGGGAGAUGGUAACGGAAUUGGUCCCUUUGCGAUCAGCGCGGGCACUCUGAUGUCUGGAUUUGGAAGUAGUAGCGACGAAGACGACGAUGAGGGCGAUGGGGAUGAAGAGGAUGUGAAUUCCGAGUUCCGAUCUUAUACUGACCCGCUGAACCAGGGAUCGUUGGCUCCGCCGUCUAUCCCGCCUCCUCCUCCGCCACCGCCUCCGCUGAACAUUCCGCCUUCGAGAGCUCGGCUGCAGCUUGCGGCGCGGCUGGCAAUGCAUCAGAAGAAUAAUCAAGCUGCACAGGCCACUUCGGCCACGGUUCACGAUGACAAUGAUGAUGAUGACGACGACAACCUUGAAGACCCGUUUGGCGAUGGAGAGGCCGAUAUUGAUGACGACUUGGACGACGAAAUGUCUGGCAACAUAGGUCGUGGAUCAUGGUGGAGAGGUGUUGUUAACAGGAGAAGCGGGCUCGAGGAGGAAGACUCUGAUGACGACGAAGAAGAAUUUGGAGAUUUCGCCAUGCCGGAGGAAGACAAGGGCGGAGAUGGACAAGAUCAGGACAACGUGGUGUUGAAGCCUCUUGCAGUCCACCCGCCUAGGGAAAGCAGUAGAGGCUUAAGCGGCCUGUGGCCCUUUGGCUCAAGAGCAGAGAAAGAGAAGAGCGAUGGCAAGGACGAGCAGAAGGGCGAUGACGAUGCUCGCAUGGCAGGCGAGGGAGAUGAGGAGCCUGAGAAGAGGGCGAUAGAAGUCAAGGAGGCACAGCGAAGAACCAGCAUUGAAGAUGAUGACGACGAUGACGAGACUAACGUGGGGACGGAAUACGGAGCUGAUUUCAAGGCUUAG
Molecule: messenger RNA, 3492 nt
Organism: Trichoderma breve
Lineage: Eukaryota; Fungi; Ascomycota; Sordariomycetes; Hypocreales; Hypocreaceae
Product: SIT4 phosphatase-associated protein domain-containing protein
Exons: 5
Coding region: 1-3492 (1163 amino acids)
Cellular component (GO): nucleus; cytosol
Molecular function (GO): protein phosphatase binding; protein phosphatase regulator activity
Source: RefSeq, a predicted model, not a curated record